GGGAUACAUUUCCCACCCCCUUUUUCCCCUCACUAGGAUCCCUGACCAUCUUUUCCUAUUUACAUGACAUUUGGUUUCCUGGUUUAUUGGAAGCUGCUGGCCCAAAAUCUGACAAGAUCAGACAUGUUAGGCUUCUAUGUUUAAGUGUGUGCUUCGUGUGUUUCAUGACGCAGCCACAGCAGGUUUGGCUGGAUUUUUUGAGCAAAGCACAAGUAGGGAGAGACAAGCGGAAAGGGAAAAGAGCUGGAGCUUUUUUCCUUCCCUACUCUUAGUCACACUUCUGUCAUUUUUGCCCUUCCUAUCUGGUUUACAAGACAUAGAUUUUCAGACGGACUCAGCUUCAGGGAUGAACUGGUCUGGACUGGAGAGCCUGCUGAGUGGAGUCAACAAAUACUCCACCGCCUUCGGGAGAAUCUGGCUGUCCAUGGUGUUCGUGUUCCGCGUCCUGGUGUUCGUGGUGGCCGCUCAGAGGGUGUGGGGAGACGAGAGCAAGGACUUUGUGUGUAACACAAAACAGCCUGGCUGUACCAACGUCUGCUAUGACUUCAUCUUCCCCAUCUCCCACAUCCGACUGUGGGCGCUUCAACUCAUCUUCGUCACCUGUCCAUCCUUAAUGGUGAUGGCUCACGUCAAAUUCCGUGAAGGCAAGAACCAGAAAUAUGUGGAGCAGCACAACGGCUCCCACCUGUACGCCAACCCUGGCAAGAAGCGAGGAGGCCUGUGGUGGACGUAUCUGCUGAGUUUGGUCUUCAAAGCUGGAUUUGACGCCGCAUUUCUCUACAUUCUGUAUCGGAUCUACCACGGAUAUGACCUACCCAAGUUGUCCAAGUGUUCUCUGGACCCCUGCCCCAACACAGUUGACUGCUUCAUCAGCCGUCCCACAGAGAAGAAGAUUUUCAUGCUGUUCAUGGUGGUGUCCAGCGCAGUCUGCAUCUUAAUGUGCCUCCUUGAGAUGGUCUACCUCAUCUGCAAGCGUAUCAUCAAAGUGGCAAAGGUCCGGCACGAGAACGACAGGAUCCUGUUUGCAGAGCAGCACCAGCUCACGCCCCUCUCCCUGCCCAGAUCACAGUUUCAGAGAGACCCGACACGGGCAGAGAGUAAGACGAGUCUGAUCAGGAGGGAAAAAACCCAGGAGGGGCACAAAACCACAGUGCUAUAGAAUCCACUGCAUCUCCACCCCGUGUGAUGGGAUGGCUGCUGGCCAACAGGAGCAAGGACAAACAGUUUUUGGUUGUUUCUGUGUGGAGUAUUUGGAACUUCUGAAAUGAAACAAAGUUAAAGAUGAACAUUCAUAUGUUUUUUUACAGCGGUUUGUAAAAGUUGUGCACAGCUUGAUUAGGAUUGUCCCCAGAAAUGGAAACCAGACCUUUCUGCAUGAGAGUUUACAUGUUUUCCUCCAUGCACACUUGCGUUUUCUUCAUUUUUGCCAUCAACCUGCUUCGCCAGGGUGUUGUGAGCGUGCCCGGUUGAUCCUUGCAAUACUGUGAUGGACUGCUGACCACCAUUAAUCCACUUCUGGCUCACAGACAGCUGGAAUAAGCUCCAGACGCCCUGGAUGCAGGGAUAGAUUGGUAUCUGCUGCACUAUUAAAGCCCCAGUCUUACAUUCCUCCUUUUUCUGUUCAGAGGAUCAACUCCAGGUUUUGAGUUUCAUUAACUUUUUGACGAUACAGAAUAAGGUGUCUGUGUCAAGGAGCUUCAGAUAUCAGAGUUGUCCUUAAAAAGCAGCAACAGAAGUGUAUGAGAGCUUUUGUUUGGGUCUUUAACACCCUGUCAUUCUGUCCAGCAGGCAGCUGCUCUGCCAAACUGUCCCUUCAAUGCAGUUUGAAUGAGCAGCUGUCGCACAAGCUGCCCUAAUGUCUUCUUGGAAAAUGCUUUGACCUGAGCAGCUCAGUCUUUUCACUUUUCCCUCAUUCUUUAGGUUACUAUAUACCACCUUUUGAAUCAAGUGCAAUCCAUUUUCCUGACUCCAGAUGGGAAAAUAUUGGAUAUUCGAUACUUUUCCUCAUGCUAGAACCAGGAAAACGGAUUUUCUACUUCGUCUGACUGCAGCAAAGCUUAGUUUAAACUCAGGGUUUGUUUUUGCUUUUCUUUGCCUGGUUAGCUGAUGAGAGGAGUUCAGCAUCUGACAUAACAUAUUCAGCUGCAUCUUUGGUGGCCAUCACAGCAGAAGGGCCCGAUCUACCCCUAUUCCCAGUCUGUAAAUGAGCAGAUUGUUGUUAUUUUACUUUACUGUAGUUUUACCUUUUAGCCUUGUAGUUAUACCUGUGAAUUUGAUGCUGCAGGAUCAAAUUGGUUUUACUUUCAGGUUUACGUCAUGAUUAUGUCCAACACUUCCUUGUAAAAUAAAAUAAGAGAUUUGUUUUUUUAAAUUUUUUAUUGUUCAGCUAACUAUAAAAUAAAAUGUCAAAAAUGUUCUUUACAAAAGACCAUCUGAAAGUGUUUCCUGAAGAAGAAAAUGAGGACUGAUGUGACAAAGACUGAGUUUUUAAAGUUUUCUUUUCUGUUUUUAUGGAGCAAAAAAAAAGGAAGUUUGCACUCGGUGGGAGGAAGGCCUUGGGUCGAGGUGGAGGGACUCCGACACACCUCAUUUAGAAGUUCUCCGUGAAGAGAACUUUUGCCCAUUUUCUCGUGAUGCCAACAUCUACUAUUAGGUUAUCACAAGAAAACAAGUUUUUGAGGUGAUAACAAGACAGUACAUUUCAUUAUCACAAGAAAACACAUUUUUUUGCCGAAAUGUUUCUACGACCCACAGCAAACCAAAGCUGUUUGUCAGAGAAAAUGUCAAACAACCCAAGAAUUAAUGAUUGAUUACUUGAGUCGUGGUCUAACUCAGGCGACCAUCGUCGUUUGAGGAGGAGUCUGGCUCGGCUGCACGUGUGGCGGAGGUUUAGUGAUCCUGCAGUUGUUGUCAAUUUCGCCUGUGACCAGAUGAGAGAUCAGGUCGUCUCCAUGGUUACAGAAUGAUGCAUGAGAAGGACAGGCUGAAAGGACUGUGGAUUUGGUCUGCAAUCAAGAGAAAAAAAAAAUGUUUUCUUGUCAAAGCAGAUGUUGUUAUAACGUGAAAAAAGGCAACAAAAAAAUAAAAUAAAAGGCAAAGCAG
Molecule: messenger RNA, 3102 nt
Organism: Oryzias latipes (Japanese medaka)
Lineage: Eukaryota; Metazoa; Chordata; Actinopteri; Beloniformes; Adrianichthyidae
Product: gap junction beta-4 protein
Biological process (GO): cell-cell signaling
Cellular component (GO): connexin complex
Molecular function (GO): gap junction channel activity
Source: RefSeq, a predicted model, not a curated record